Molecule: messenger RNA, 1688 nt
Organism: Cannabis sativa
Lineage: Eukaryota; Viridiplantae; Streptophyta; Magnoliopsida; Rosales; Cannabaceae
Product: COP9 signalosome complex subunit 5b
Exons: 6
Coding region: 329-1420 (363 amino acids)
Biological process (GO): protein deneddylation
Cellular component (GO): cytoplasm; COP9 signalosome
Molecular function (GO): metallopeptidase activity; deNEDDylase activity; protein binding
Source: RefSeq, a predicted model, not a curated record
AGUGUGGGUGUGGUGUGAUUUUCCUAGAGAGAGAGAGAGAGACGAGAGAGAUGGAAAGUUUGGGCGUGUGUUGGUUUUUUAUUUUUUUAAGGAGUAAAAUUGGAUGAGAAAUUUAAUUAUAACUUAUUUUGAGGAUUGGUAAUCCUAAUUUAAGAAUUCAUUAUCAAAUUUCCCAAUAGGGGAUUAGCUCACCUCCUCUAUUCUUCAUUCUACCUUAAAAACGAAGGUGAAAGCUCACUCAAACUGAGACUAUAUAUAAAUGUGGUAGUACUCUGAAAUCGAGUAACUCAGUAAAAAUAAAACUAAAAACAUCACAAGAACACGAACAAUGGAGCCCUUCCCAUCCUCCUCCCAGAUAGCCCAACAGACAUGGGAGCUCGAGAACAACAUCAUCCCCAUGGAGACUCCGGCUUCGAAGCCCGACCCUGCUUCCGACUCCAUAUUCUACUACGAUGAGUCUGCUCAGAACAAAUUCCAACAAGACAAACCCUGGUCCACUGACCCUCACUAUUUCAAGCGUGUUAAGAUCUCCGCCCUUGCCCUCCUCAAGAUGGUAGUCCAUGCCCGUUCCGGUGGCACUAUCGAGGUCAUGGGCCUCAUGCAGGGAAAGACCGACGGUGACGCUAUCAUUGUCAUGGAUGCUUUUGCUUUACCUGUCGAAGGUACUGAAACUAGGGUUAAUGCUCAAGCCGAUGCUUACGAGUACAUGGUCGACUACUCUCAGACCAACAAACAGGCUGGAAGGUUGGAAAAUGUGGUUGGAUGGUACCAUUCUCACCCUGGUUACGGAUGUUGGCUCUCGGGUAUUGAUGUUUCAACACAAAUGUUGAACCAGCAAUUUCAGGAACCAUUUUUAGCUGUAGUGAUAGAUCCGACUAGGACUGUUUCUGCUGGUAAAGUUGAGAUUGGUGCAUUCAGGACAUACCCAGAUGGAUAUAAGCCUCCAGAUGAGCCUGUCUCCGAGUACCAGACUAUUCCUUUGAAUAAAAUUGAAGACUUUGGUGUGCAUUGUAAACAGUACUAUUCUUUGGAUAUUACAUAUUUUAAGUCCUCUCUUGAUAGCCAUCUACUGGAUCUGCUAUGGAACAAGUACUGGGUGAAUACACUUUCUUCUUCACCCCUACUGGGUAAUGGAGAUUAUGUUGCAGGACAAAUUUCAGACUUAGCUGAAAAGUUGGAGCAAGCAGAGAACCAAUUGUCACAUUCCCGCUUUGGGCCAUUAAUAGCACCCCCACAAAGAAAGAAAGAAGAAGAAUCACAAUUAGCAAAAAUUACUCGGGAUAGUGCAAAAAUAACUGUUGAGCAGGUGCAUGGUCUAAUGUCACAGGUCAUCAAGGACAUCUUGUUCAACUCUGUUCGCCAAUCCAACAAGUCGUCAGGUGCAGAGCCAUCUGGCCCGGAACCAAUGAUUGAGAGUUGAUCUUUGCCUUCUUGAUGACGAGGUCUUGGUUUCACAGUUCCCAUAAUUUGAUCAGGGUAUUUCUGAAUUUUCCAUCACUUUGCAUGCCGAUGUAAAUCCUCCCAGCAAUUGUUUUUGAACUUCAUUUGAAAUCUGGUUUUGCUUUCUAAAGUCUUCAUACUUCUUAUUUCUAGUCUUCAUAAUCAAGUGGCCAUUGUUACAGCUAAUAUUUUGAUAUCUCCAUUUCUACCUGAGCCCCCUUGGUUUGAAAUUGGGAGGCCUUUUUGCA